AUAGGUUAACACGAUAUUCCAUGCAGUUGUGCGGUUAACGCCGACGAGUGAGUCGUCUCUAUACCCACCGGUCGCCGGUUUUGCGAGGCGAAUUUAUUUUGAGAAAAUUUUUUUUCAUCGCGAAUGUGCGACGAUUCGAUUGCGGUUAUUUUUGAUUGGGUUUCGAUCCCCUCGAGUAUCGGAAACGGCCGAUUGAUUAGUCAUGUGCGAGUUCGACGAUAACUCCUACGAAUAUUGCGAAUUUUUUCCUCACGUAGGAACCGGCUAAAAGCCGAACUUGGAUAGCCGCAAAGGUCGAUCAACUUUCAGCUGUGUAUCUUGUGUUAUUAUCUGUACGUGAAUCGAGGUUCGUGGCAGUUCAUCUCAUUUCGUAUCAUUCCAUCAAUUUUUAACCAUAUUCUGAAGUCUAUUGACAUUAUUAAAAAAUUGAAGGAAAAAUGUCGGUUCUGGAUAAAAAUCGCAACAACCAUAUCAGGGUUCAUGGGUCCAAUAUGAAAUCAUGUACACCACUACAAAGCGUCCAAGACAUGGUACCUGCUCGUUUAGUCCUCUACAUGCUCUCGUUCACUGGGUUCUUGGUGAGUUUCAUGAUGCGAACAGACAUAAACAUCGCGAUGGUUGCGAUGGCCAAAGCUGACAUACCCAAAACCACUAACAGCAACCUCAGCCAAUUAUACUGCUACACUCCAGUGACAAUAACAAACACCAACGAUUCCGUCACACAGACUUCCUCAUCCACAAUGGAAGAAGGCGAAUUUGACUGGGACUCGACAACACAAUCCAUCAUACUUGGAUCAUUCUACUGGUGUUACGUAUUCUCACAAGUUAUCGGUGGCCUACUGACUCAGUACUUUGGUACCAAAGUUGUAUUUGGAUAUUCGCAAUUCGUCACCGCCAUUUGUUCAUUACUGAUACCCCAAGCUGCUGUAACACAUUACGUGCUUGUGAUAAUUCUACGUUCCAUCCAAGGAAUUGCUUCGGGUCUAACUUGGCCUGCCAUGUACGCUUUGGUUGGUAAAUGGAUACCAUCCAAAGAGAGGAGCAGAUUCAUGUCGUCAUUCCAAGGGUUCAGUUUCGGAAUCGGAUUGACGUACCCGUUAUGCGGAUUCCUCAUCGCUCGCUACGGCUGGAGGAGUGUUUUCUACACGACUGGAACCUUGGGCGUCAUGUGGUGCUUUAUUUGGUGGGUGCUGGCAUUCGACGCGCCUCAAAAACAUCCCCGAAUCACCAGGAAGGAGCUGGAUUACAUCGAGUGCGGUAUUGGAGAUUCCAUCAUUAUGAGAAAGGGUUUAAAAGUGCCUUGGAUGUCUAUAUUCACAUCGUUACCAGCCUGGUCUAUCGGAGUAACUACAUUCGGACGGAUUUGGGUACAUUAUACAUUCAUCAUUUCGGGACCUAAAUACAUGAAAAGUAUUUUGGGUUUUGAUAUUCAAACGAAUGGAUUGAUGAGUGGGACACCAUUCCUUUGCAGUUAUUUUGCCUCGGUUGUGUUUUGCUACGCAGCAGAUUUUCUCAUCAUUCGUAAGGUCAUGAAUUUGACCAACAUACGUAAAUUAUUCACCGCAUUAUCUCAAGUUGUUCCUGGAUUACUCGUCUUACUCAUCAUAUAUUUCGGUUGUGAUAAGGUAUUAAUUCUAAUUACAUGGUUUUCGGUAGUAACACUGAUAACAGCCUCGUAUGCUGGUGCUAUGGCAAAUAUUGUCGAUAUUGCUCCAAAUUUCGCAGGACCAGUACUAGCAUUUGCUCAAACAAUACACAUGUCAGCAAGUUUCCUUUCACCAAUAGUUAACGGAUUUUUGCUGCAAGAAAGCCCGAGUUUAGACCAAUGGAGCAAAGUAUUCCAGGUGACCAGUGCUGUAGCCAUAGUAACCUAUUUUUCAUUCCAAUUUUUCGGUACAGCCGAAGUACAAAAGUGGAACUACCCAGAUAAUAAAUUACCUUCGAGUUUACAACAAGAAGGCCUGUUACCGGACGAUAAAUCGCAACAGAAUGAUUCUUAAAAAGUGUGCCAGUGUCUAAGUUUUAAUUUUCUUACUCAAUUUUUAUCCUGUUGUGUACGUUUUUCUGGCCAUCUUGUUAAUUAGCAUUUUUUUUUUUUUGUGCACUCAUGACAAUAGAUGUGAGUUACUGAUUUCAAUUUGGUAUUAGUAUUUUAUUUUAUGACGGAUUUCAAUGAUGAUGAUGAGUUUUUUUUGUGUUUUUGUUUCCUUUUUUUUUUUGAAAUACGAUAUCAAAAUUGAUUAUUAGUCGAAUAAGUUUGUUAUUUAAAAAAAAAUAAUAAUUUUAAUUUGUACUUAUUUUAUGUGGUAAAAAACGUAACCGACAGUUGCAUUAUGCGUUGUAAUAGUGAUUUGAUUACCUAUCUAUUUAAUUUAUUUAAGAGUACCUACCUCUGUGCUGUAAGAUGAGAUUUUUUUUUCUUGUUUUCUCUACAAACGAAAUACCAAUUAACAUACGUAUGUUGUAUAUUUUGUAAGAAGAAUGUUUGGGUAAAAAUAAUAGUAUAUGUGAAAGCGUAGUCUGUGAUAACUAAAAUGAUCGUGUUAAGGCGAUGCUUACUAUAUACCUGUUUUCAUUCUGCUUAUACAGCAUUAUUUUGUUUUAAAAGAAUAUGUAUAAUAUUUAUAUACGAUUGUUGUUACUACUACUUAUGUGUCAAUGUAUUAUGGAAAAACUGUUUUUUUUUUUUUUUAAAGUUGACGAUGAAUGAAUUUUUAUAGCAUCUACUGGCCAUAAACUGCAGCAUCGCCUUGACCAUUAUAAAUUUUGAGAGAGGUAUAACCAAUAUAAAUACAUAAACGACUGAUAGUAAAAAAUUUUAAAUUCUACAUUCCGAUAUGCGCAUAGCUGUACCUAUUACCUAUGUUUUAAGAUGUGGGUUAUUUUUGCAACUAUCCCCCCACUUAAAUAAAAAGGAUACUUUUUCUCAUAUUGAGGGCCUUCGUUGGAAUAUAUUUUUUUUAUAAGCUGGUAGUUGUGGAUGUCAGUUAUUUUUUCUUCGUGAAUACAUAAUAUUAUUUUAUGCAGCGUUGGCUUAUAUUUUCAUAACGACUGACUAUACAAUAUAACGCAUCAUUUUUAUGGUUAUUACCUAUGUUUUUUUCAUAUUUUGUUUUUUUAUUUAUCUACUAUAUACUUACUGAGACAUAGUACAUGUUUACCUAAAUCUAUGUAUGUAAUACCGAUGUCUUACAUAAUUCAAAAUAGAACUCUGAUAGAUGUUGUCCGA
This is a messenger RNA of Planococcus citri (citrus mealybug), 3229 nucleotides long. Its product is annotated as sialin-like. The transcript is spliced from 11 exons. Gene Ontology annotation, molecular function: transmembrane transporter activity. Bases 438 to 2000 code for a protein of 520 amino acids. Gene Ontology annotation, cellular component: membrane. NCBI's taxonomy places the organism in Eukaryota, Metazoa, Arthropoda, Insecta, Hemiptera, Pseudococcidae. The record is from RefSeq and is a predicted model, not a curated record. Gene Ontology annotation, biological process: transmembrane transport; monoatomic anion transport.